AUGAUAUCGAAUAAUCAAUAUUGGAAUAAUAUGUCGUCAUUUGAUUUUGAUGAUUUAUUUUUGUUAUCCGAUGAUUUUAAUCUUAAAAAUGAAUAUAAUCAAUUUUCUAUGUUACAUAAUAAUCUAAUCAAAGAAAUAACAUCUUCAUCAUCUGAAAUUGAUCAAGAUCAACAACAAACAUUAUCAGACAAUAAUUCAACAAAAAAAUCUCAACGAUCAAAUCUAGAAUGUCGUGUUUGUGGUGCUCCAGCUCAAGGUUAUAAUUUUGAUCAAAUCACUUGUGAAUCAUGCAAAGCAUUUUUUCGUCGAAAUGCAUUCCGAGAUAUGUCUCAAAUAAAAUGUCGAUUUUCGGAUUCCUGUAUUAUUAAUAUUCAUACACGUCGUCAAUGUGUAUCAUGUCGAUUAAAAAAAUGUUUUAAUAUUAAAAUGCGUAAAGAAUGGAUUCGUACUGAAGAUGAAAAAAACUUAAGACGUUUACAAAAAUUAGCAAAAGAAAAAUUAAAAACAAUUGAUCUAUCAAAUGAUCAAAAAUCUCUUAUUACAUCUUCAAUUGUUCGACGAAGAAAAAAAAGUUUAAUAACAAAAUCAACUAAUCAAGAACUUGUUAUUAGUCCAAUUUAUAGAAUGUAUCAUUCUGGUUUUAAUUCUAUUCUAUAUGAUGAAGAUCGAACAUUAAUAAAUAAUAUUAAUAAUGUUUAUCAAUUAGCAAUAAAUAAAAAUGAUUAUUCUUAUAUUAAUAAAUAUACAUCAUUAACAUCUUUUUUACAAUUUAUAAAUGAUGAAAGUAUUAUGCAUGAAUCAUUAAUAAAUUUUUUUAAAUUUAUACCUGAAUUUAAACAAAUAGAUAUUAAUGAUAAAAUAUUAUUGAUUAAAUCGAAUUUUAUUAAUAUUAUACAUUUACAUCGUAUGAUAAUAUAUAAUUUUCAAGAAUGUUCAAAUCUUAAUCAAUGUGUUUCUAAAUGGAUUGGUAAAGAUUUUCAUUAUCAAAUGAUUCGAACUCGUCAAUAUUCUAAUCGUUUUAUGAAUUAUCCAAUAUUAUUAAAACUUGCAUUAGCUGUUUUUAUCUUUAAUGUUAAUUUAUCUGCAUCAUGGGAUAGGAAUCAAUUUUAUGAAUAUAAAAAUCAAAAAAUAUUAUUUGAAUAUCAAAAUUAUUAUAUAAAUAUUUUAUGGCAUUAUUUAAAUUAUUUAUUUGAUGAAAAAGAAGCUAUUAAAGCAAUGGAAAUAAUAGUUAUGCAAAUUUUACGUUUUCAAUCAUUAAUGGUUACAUUAGAGAAUUUUGUAAGACAAUGUCCAGUUUAUGAACAAUUUCAUUCAUUAAUGCAAUCUAUACUUGGACUUACUUAA
This is a messenger RNA of Rotaria sp. Silwood1, 1344 nucleotides long. The record is from the annotation of a GenBank genome assembly. Lineage: Eukaryota; Metazoa; Rotifera; Eurotatoria; Philodinida; Philodinidae.